UGUUUCUCGCUGUUACAAGCAAAGCCAAAAACCUUUCCUCCUUGUUUUUGUCACUAUUCCAAACCCCAAUCUCAGUCCUAGACUGAGCUCAACCGACGCCGCCGUCCAUGGCAGACCCGACGUCGGAGCAGAUAAUCUAUCUGCACGGCGACCUUGACCUCCAAAUCAUCGAGGCCCGGCGGUUACCUAACAUGGACAUCGUCUCCGAACGGUUCCGCCGCUGCUUCACCGCCUGCGACACCAUCAACUGUGGUUCUCACUCCGAGGAGGCUCAGCAGUCGGCCGAGGACGGCAAGAUUUCUCACCACCGGAAGCUCAUCACCAGCGACUCUUACGUCAGCGUGUGCGUGCCUCAGGCCACGGUGGCGCGUACACGCGUCAUCAAGAACGCGCAGAAUCCUCAGUGGGGGGAGACUUUUUGCAUCCCGCUCGCGCAUCCCGUGGCUAAGCUUGAGUUUCAGGUCAAAGAUAACGACGUCUUCGGCGCGCAGAUUAUCGGCACCGCUUCGAUCUCGGCGGCCAAAAUCGCCACCGGAGAAGUGAUUUCCGGCUGGUUCGAUAUUGUCGGACCCGCCGGAAAGCCUCCGAAGCCUCAGUGCGCGAUCAAUGUCGAGUUGAAGUUCACUCCCGUCGAGAAAAAUCCGGCAUACAAGCACGGCAUAGCCGGCGAUCCAGAACGGAAGGGAGUCCCCAACACAUACUUCCCUCUGAGAAAAGGCAGUCACGUGCGGCUCUACCAGGACGCGCACGUGCCGGAGGGGCUGCUGCCGCAGAUUGAAUUGGAUGGAAGGAAGGUUUAUAAGUCUGAGAAUUGCUGGGAAGACAUUUGCUAUGCGAUUUCGGAGGCUCACCAUAUGAUUUAUGUGGCUGGAUGGUCUAUAUAUCACAAAGUGAGGCUGGUUAGAGAGCCGAGCCGGCCGUUGCCACGCGGCGGCGAAUUGACGCUAGGAGAUAUGCUCAAGUAUAAGUCAGAAGAAGGCGUGCGGGUGUUGAUGCUGGUCUGGGAUGAUAAGACCUCCCAUGACAAGUUCUACUUAAAAUCGGCAGGAAUGAUGGGAACACAUGAUGAAGAAACCCGGAAGUUUUUCAAGAAUUCAUCUGUCACUUGUGUUCUGGCACCUCGCUAUGCCAGUAGUAAGCUUAGCAUUAUGAAACAACAGGUUGUUGGAACCCUCUUUACACACCAUCAAAAAUGUGUAAUUGUGGACACACAAGCGUCUGGUAAUAACCGCAAGAUAACUUCAUUUUUAGGGGGGCUUGAUCUCUGUGAUGGUCGUUAUGACACGCCUGAGCACAGAUUAUUUCGUGAUGUUGACACUGUGUUUAAAGAAGAUUUCCAUCAACCUACCUUUCCUGCUGGAACCAAGGCUCCAAGGCAACCAUGGCAUGAUUUGCACUGUAGAAUUGAUGGGCCUGCUGCAUAUGAUGUUCUCAUAAACUUUGAGCAACGGUGGAGGAAAGCAACACAAUGGAGGGAGUUUGGACUACGUAAAAAGGUUUCGCAUUGGCAUGAUGAUGCUUUAAUUAAGAUAGGCCGUAUUUCAUGGAUACUCAGUCCUGAGAUACCAGUUUCAAAGGAUAGUAAAUUUACAGUCAUUCCCAAAAACGACACAGCUGUAUGGGUUCAGAGAGAAGAUGACCCCGAAAAUUGGCAUGUUCAGAUUUUCCGGUCUAUUGACUCCGGAUCACUGAAAGGAUUUCCCAAAGAUGUAAUUGUUGCUGAGUCACAGAACCUUAUUUGCUCAAAGGAUCUAGUAAUAGAUAAAAGCAUUCAGACAGCAUACAUCAAGGCAAUCAGAUCUGCCCAACAUUUCAUAUACAUUGAAAAUCAGUAUUUUCUUGGUUCAUCAUAUGCAUGGCCAGAUUAUAAAAAUGCAGGAGCUGACAAUCUUAUUCCAAUGGAGUUGGCACUGAAGAUUGCCAGCAAAAUUAGAGCAAAUGAGAGAUUUGCAGUGUAUGUAGUUUUACCUAUGUGGCCUGAAGGUGAUCCGAAAACUGCUGCAAUGCAAGAAAUUCUCUACUGGCAGAGCCAAACAAUGCAAGCAAUGUAUGAUGUUGUCGCACGAGAAUUGAAAGCCUUGCAGCUUAAGGGCGUACAUCCUCAAGAUUACCUUAAUUUCUAUUGCCUUGGUAAUCGGGAAAAACUGUCUGAGGAACCAUCAAACAUCAAUGGUUCUACGAUAUCUGAUGCAUACAAGUAUCAACGCUUUAUGAUUUAUGUUCAUGCCAAGGGUAUGAUAGUGGAUGACGAGUAUGUUAUAGUGGGGUCUGCCAAUAUCAACCAAAGAUCAAUGGCUGGUACAAAAGACACCGAGAUAGCUAUGGGUUCGUAUCAACCCCAUCACACUUGGGCUGAGAAGAAGAGACAUCCUUGUGGUCAGAUAUAUGGGUAUCGAAUGUCGCUCUGGGCUGAACAUCUUGGUAUGUUUGACCCAUGCUUUAAAGAGGCAGGAAGUUUGGAAACUGUUAGAACUGUGAAUGGCAUUGCCGAAGAAAACUGGAAGAGAUACACAUCACCGGAUUUCACAGAAUUGCAAGGUCACCUUCUUAGGUAUCCGUUGCUGGUAGAUGCUGAUGGUAAGGUGAAACCUCUGCCAGGUUAUGAAAUUUUCCCUGAUGUUGGCGGGAAAGUUAUUGGAGCUCAUUCUGCUACACUUCCUGAUCAAUUGACAACAUAGGACCUCCGUGUAUGCUAUUUUGUUUGUUCAUAACAGGAUUGUCCAAAUAUCGUCGAAGUAAUAGGUGUUGUUAGCCUUUCAAGUUUCUACUAAAGAUCAAACUAGAUGAUAUUCCUUUCUUGCCAUAUUAGGACCUCUUAUUGUGGGUUAAAUGUGUACAUUUUGUGAAAUUGUUAAUGGUUCGUGGCAUGUCACCUGGACAACGGGGGAUAUUGCAUACUGUGAAAUGUGAAUGGGGUUUCUUCGUUUACUUAUCUGGUGUGUUAUU
Molecule: messenger RNA, 2946 nt
Organism: Fragaria vesca subsp. vesca
Lineage: Eukaryota; Viridiplantae; Streptophyta; Magnoliopsida; Rosales; Rosaceae
Product: phospholipase D delta-like
Exons: 10
Coding region: 108-2678 (856 amino acids)
Biological process (GO): phospholipid catabolic process; phosphatidylcholine metabolic process
Cellular component (GO): plasma membrane
Molecular function (GO): D-type glycerophospholipase activity; calcium ion binding
Source: RefSeq, a predicted model, not a curated record